This is a messenger RNA of Spea bombifrons (plains spadefoot toad), 4002 nucleotides long. It is a transcript of the gene JAK1, whose product is annotated as Janus kinase 1. Bases 166 to 3597 code for a protein of 1143 amino acids. Gene Ontology annotation, biological process: tyrosine phosphorylation of STAT protein; cell differentiation; intracellular signal transduction. NCBI's taxonomy places the organism in Eukaryota, Metazoa, Chordata, Amphibia, Anura, Pelobatidae. The transcript is spliced from 25 exons. Gene Ontology annotation, cellular component: membrane; cytosol; cytoskeleton. The record is from RefSeq and is a predicted model, not a curated record. Gene Ontology annotation, molecular function: cytokine receptor binding; non-membrane spanning protein tyrosine kinase activity; ATP binding.
GGGGAAAAGAAAGAAGCAGAUGCGCGCCUCCGACACGACCCGAGAGAAGUUCGCAGUAGAGGAGCGGAAGAAUCGGGCACGGGGUCUCCAGUCUGGGAUGCAUACCACGAAAAGUCCGGGCGUUGCGUUCAUUCGGAUCUAGAUGUCUAAGAAAAAUUGCUGAAGAUGGCUUUUUGUGCAAAAAUGAGAAAUCCCAAGAAGCUUGAUGUGGAUCCGAGCGCUGAGGAAGGGCUGAAGAUUAAUUUCUAUUUAGCGGAUAAAGCCCCGAUCCGCUUUUUAGAUGGCGAGUUUAGUGCCGAGGAGCUGUGCAUCGAGUCCGCCUUGGCGUGCAAUAUAUCUCCUUUGUGCCACAACCUGUUUGCCCUGUACAACGAGAAGGAGAACGUCUGGUACGCCCCGAGUCACGUCUUCAAAGUAAAUUCCAGCACGUCUCUGGAGCUGUAUUACCGCGUGAGAUUCCUCUUUACGAAUUGGCACGGGACAAAUGAAAACGAGCAACCUAUAUUCCGGUAUUACCCAAAAAAACAAAGGGAUGAUUGCGAUAAGAAAACCACCCAGGAUGGCGCGCCGCUCCUUGACGGAAGUUCGCUGGACUAUCUGUUUGCGCAGGGUCAGUACGAGCUGGUGAAAUGUUUAGCACCCGUCCGAGAGCCAAAGAACGAUCAAGAGGUUCAUGAAAUCGAGAACGAAUGCCUGGGAAUGGCCGUUCUGGCGAUAUCGCAUUUAGCCAUCAAACGGAAAAUGCAGCUUCCGGAACUUCCCAAGGACAUCAGUUACAAAAGGUAUAUUCCGGAAACAUUAAAUAAAACCAUCAAACAGAGGAAUUUUUUAACCCGGAUUCGAAUAAAUAACGUUUUCAAAAACUUUCUGAAAGAAUUCAACAACAAGACCAUCUGCGACAGUUCUGUCUCGCCGCACGACCUGAAGGUCAAGUACCUUUCCACGCUGGAGACGCUAACGAAAAACUACGGAGCAGAGAUCUUUGAGACCAAAUCCCUCAAGGUUUCUUCAGAAAAAGAGCAGAACGGCAGCGCCGGGGCCGGCGAGGAGAUCCUGCCGCUGUUUGAGGUCAUGGUGACCGGAAACUCCGGCAUACAGUGGAGGAAGAAACCCACUUGCCUUCAAGUGGAAAGAGAGAGGAAAUUAAAAAGGAAGAAAGGAGAAAAUAAAAACAGAAGGCAGGAUGGAAAAUUGAAAAAGGACGAGUGGAACAGCUUCUCCUACUUUCCCGAAAUAACGCACGUGGUUAUCAAGGAAGACACCGUUGUCAUUAACAGCCAGGACAACAACAUCAUGGAGCUGAAGCUCUCCUCCGCCGAGCAGGCUCUGUCCUUCGCCGCUUUGGUAGACGGAUACUUCCGGCUCACGGCGGACGCCCAUCACUACCUGUGCAACGACGUUGCCCCACCGAUGAUCGUACACAACAUAAAGAACGGGUGCCAUGGGCCCAUAUGCACAGAGUAUGCCGUGAGUAAGAUACGGCAGGAAGGGAAUGAAGAGGGGAUGUUUGUGCUGCGAUGGAGCUGCACUGACUUCAACCAUAUCCUCAUGACCGUCGCCUGCUCCAAAACACAACAGCUGGAUCCCAGAAGUUUGAAACAAUACAAAAACUUUCCGAUAGAGGUGAAGGGUGGCGAGUACUGCUUACUGGGGUUAGAGCAGACCUUCGCCUCUCUGAAAGAUCUGCUGAAACAUCUCAAAGGACAGGUUCUUAAGACGGACGACGUCAGUUUCACGUUGAAGAGGUGUUGCCCGCCGAAACCAAGAGAAAUCUCAAACCUAUUGGUUGCAACAAAAAAGGCGAUGGACUGGAAACCGGUUUACCACCUGAGUCAGCUGAGCUUCCACCGAAUACUCAAAGAGGAAAUCUUACAGCUGGAUCAUAUGGGAAGAGGAACGAGGACCCAGAUCUACGCCGGGAAACUUAACUACAAAGAUGAUAACGACACGGAGAGCUCGUUGUCCGAAAAGGAGAUUAAAGUCGUCCUGAAAGUCCUGGACCCGAGCCACAGGGACAUUUCUUUGGCUUUUUUUGAGACUGCAAGUAUGAUGCGUCAGGUUUCACACAAGCACAUCGUGCUGCUCCACGGAGUCUGCGUGCGAGACGUGGAGAAUAUCAUGGUCGAGGAAUACGUCGACUUCGGUCCUCUCGAUCUGUUCAUGCAUCGGAAGAGCGAAGCGCUGACAACGCCUUGGAAGUUCCAAGUCGCAAAACAGCUUGCGAGCGCCUUAAGUUACCUGGAAGAUAAAGAUUUAGUUCACGGGAACGUGCGCACCAAGAACAUUUUGCUGGCCAGAGAGGGAAUCGCUAGCGAUUGCGGCCCGUUCAUUAAGCUCAGUGACCCUGGGAUCCCGGUUACGGUGCUUAGCAGACAAGAACGCGUCGAACGAAUCCCCUGGAUCGCCCCGGAGUGCGUCGAGGACUACAAAGUUUUAAAUGUUGCGGCUGAUAAAUGGAGCUUCGGCACCACGUUGUGGGAAAUCUGCUUUAACGGAGAAGUUCCACUGAAAGACCGGACCCUCGCAGAGAAAGAGCGGUUUUACGAAGGCUGUUUCCUGCUUAAAGCGCCGUCCUGCAAGGAGCUGGCGGAUCUCAUCAACCAGUGCAUGAACUACGACUCCAACCGAAGACCCUUCUUCAGAGCCAUCAUGAGAGAGAUCAACAAACUAGAAGAGCAGAAUCCCGAAAUUGUCUCGGAAAUAAUACCGUAUUCCGAAGUCGAUCCAACCUUGUUUGAAAAAAGAUUCCUGAAGCGAGUCCGGGAUUUGGGAGAGGGUCACUUCGGGAAAGUCGAGUUGUGCCGCUAUGACCCAGAAGGCGAUAACACGGGCGAUCUGGUGGCCGUGAAAUCCCUGAAACCGGGCUCUGGGGGCAAUCACAUCGCGGAUCUGAAGAAGGAGAUCGAAAUCCUGAGAAAUCUUUACCAUGAAAACAUCGUGAAAUACAAAGGAAUCUGCGACGACGACGGAGGCAGCGACAUUAAGUUAAUCAUGGAAUAUCUUCCCUCCGGAAGUCUCAAGGAAUAUCUUCCCAGAAACGUGAACAAAAUCAACCUUAAACAGCAGCUGAAAUACGCAGUUCAAAUCUCCAAGGGAAUGGAUUAUUUGGGGUCGUGUCAGUACGUCCACCGAGACUUGGCAGCUAGAAAUGUUCUGGUGGAAAAUGAGCAUAGAGUGAAAAUUGGAGAUUUCGGCUUGACCAAGACUAUCGAAACCGAUAAGGAGUAUUACACGGUCAAAGAUGAUCUGGAUAGUCCUGUUUUUUGGUACGCCCCGGAGUGUCUGCUUCACUGCAAGUUUUACAUCGCCUCUGACGUCUGGUCGUUUGGGGUCACUUUGUAUGAAUUACUGACUUACUGUAACUCAGAAUACAGCCCUAUGGCGAUGUUUCUGAAUAUGAUCGGCCGGACCCAAGGUCAGAUGACUGUUACUAGACUCGUGCGAGUUUUGGAAGAGGGAAAACGCCUGCCGAGCCCAGCAAACUGCCCCAAGGAGGUUUACCAGCUGAUGCUGAAAUGCUGGGAACAGAACCCGAGCGACCGGACCACCUUCCAAGAGCUCAUCGGCGGCUUUGAGAAAAUUAUAAGCGCCAUGUAGGCUCCUUGCUCGGUCCGUAAACCUGGAGGAAGCCCCCAGAACCGUCGAGACCCCCCCUGCUCCUGUGGAUGCACAUUAUUCCUUCUUUCCCCUAUACACAAGUCGCUCUUCCUCGAAGUCGGAAUUAUUUCCAUACAAGGUGAAGAAAAAAAAAAAAAACGAUAUAAUCGAUGAUCCGACGGCCGACGAACUAUACGGAGUUAAACGGCCGGCAGGAUUUUCUCUCAGGACCUCAGCGUUUUCGCUUCUACGUUUUCUGCCUGUGGUCUUGCGUGACGCUGCGGGACGUAUAGAUGUCGGUAUAGAGGAUAUACCUGGAAACCGUGACUGUUCUGAACGUAUCAGAGACUCUUUGCACUUUUCCCAACGGUUUAACCGUAAAAAUCUAUACAUAAAAAAAAAAAA